Wallemia mellicola CBS 633.66 is the source of this 466-nucleotide messenger RNA. RefSeq names its product nucleic acid-binding protein. The transcript is spliced from 5 exons. Gene Ontology annotation, biological process: DNA replication. Gene Ontology annotation, molecular function: single-stranded DNA binding. The record is from RefSeq and is a predicted model, not a curated record. Bases 14 to 418 code for a protein of 134 amino acids. NCBI's taxonomy places the organism in Eukaryota, Fungi, Basidiomycota, Wallemiomycetes, Wallemiales, Wallemiaceae.
ACCAUCUGAGAAAAUGUUAAGAAACCUCCUACCAAAAAUCCAGCCAGUAGUUGGCACACGCGCUGCAUCCACAUUUGCAAAGAUUACCCUCUGUGGAAAUAUCGCUGAGCCUGAGAUCAAGACCGGCAAGAACGGUAAAGACUACGCUAGACUCCCUUUAGCUACGUCUGUCUCCGUUGCUCCAGCUGAAGAUGGUCAACCACAGGAGGAAACAAACUGGCACACCGUAUUCGCAUUUGGUGAACAAGUAGAGAGAAUACGUAACCUCAGAAAGGGCUCACUUCUCUAUGUUGAAGCAGACUACAGCCUCCAAAAGUACCAGCAAGAUGAAAACUCGCCUAUCUACAAGCUUCCUAGUAUCAGAGCUCGUAGUAUCAAGGUUCUCAAGCGCUCAGCACCAAAAGAGAACAUCGAAUAAAUCUAAUUAAUUACCCACACUCAUUUCGUUUUCUAUUUUGUAAUUAAU